Molecule: messenger RNA, 1569 nt
Organism: Trametes versicolor FP-101664 SS1
Lineage: Eukaryota; Fungi; Basidiomycota; Agaricomycetes; Polyporales; Polyporaceae
Product: DNase I-like protein
Exons: 1
Biological process (GO): base-excision repair
Cellular component (GO): nucleus
Molecular function (GO): DNA-(apurinic or apyrimidinic site) endonuclease activity; double-stranded DNA 3'-5' DNA exonuclease activity; phosphoric diester hydrolase activity
Source: RefSeq, a predicted model, not a curated record
AUGGAGGUCAGAUACCAGCCGAAGUGCAUAGUCGACCGAGUGGGUCGGGAUACACCCUCUUACCCCUCGCGUUGGUUGGCGCGUGGGGGACACUUAUCAACCGCGAACAAUAGCAACGAAACGAACAGCACCCAACAUUUGGAGAGAGCACAGGCAACGGACUUCAGCCUCGGAUCAGCCCGAGGUGCCGCAUGCUCUCCUGCUGGCUGCGGCACCGUGGACGGCGGAGACGAGAACGGUGGCAGGCCGGACGGACGGGAGGACGUUACAGUCAACCCGCGCCGAAUGGAUUCCUUUGUCUCGACUGCGGAACAGGGGGCGGAGAACGAACAGCGAAGGACGAAUAAGAAGAAACCUAAGUCAAAAGCGAGGAUCACUGUCGCAUCCCUCAAUAUGAAGGGGUAUGGGACUGAAGAUCGUACGAACGGCUCCAGCAAAUGGCUGCUCAUAAAUCAGCUAAUGCGUGACCGGAAACUGGCAGUGCUAGCAGUGCAGGAGGCGCACCUCGACAGUGAAAGGCUUGAAACACUCCGUCGAAUUUUUGGCAGGCACUUAAGUAUCUACAUGUCUGCGGACAGCGAGAACAGCACGGGUGCACGGGGUGUUGCCAUUGUCAUCAAUAAGCGUAUCCUGAAAUGCGAGGAACCCAAGCUACGCGAUGUCGUGCCUGGAAGAGCAUUACUGAUUAGAAUUCCGUGGGCUGAGGAUCGCACUCUGACGCUUCUAAACGUGUACGCACCGAAUGAUAGAACGGAGAACGGCGCGUUCUGGGAUCGACUAAGCGCGGCACGCCUAGGACGCAUUGACGUACUCCUGGGGGACUUUAAUGUUGUUGAGGAAGGAAUUGACCGCAUACCUGUGCAUACUGAUCCUGAACGAGCCACUGAACCCCUGAGGAAGCUGCGAGACGACCUGCACCUCCUUGAUGGGUGGAGAGAUGCUUACAAGCAAACUAAGGCCUUCACCUUCCUGCAAGAGAGCACGGGCAGUCAGUCGAGAAUCGACCGUGCCUACGUGAGGCGCGCAAUGCUGAAAGACUGCGAUGAGUGGCAAAUCACGGAAUCGGGAGUACCCACAGACCACUGCCUGGUGUCGUUCGCUGUAGCAAACCACAAAGCUCCCUUCGUCGGCAAAGGGCGUUGGGCCAUGCCGGCACACCUGCUUGAAGACAAUGAAAUGAAGAAAGAGAUGAAGAGCUUGGGAGCUGCGCUCGUUGCCGACCUAGAACGUCUGCGGGUACGCACGGAUGCCGCAAACCCGCAAACGGUGUACGAGAAGUUCAAAACCGACUUGAUCCUGGCAGUAAGAGCGCGCGCAAAGGCGAAAGUUCCCAAGAUCCAGCGCCAGAUUGAUCGAUUGAGACUCGACCUAAACAAGACCUUGAACGACACGAACUUGGGGGAGGGACACGCGAGUCAGAGUGAGGCGAACCGUACGAGGAACGCGGCGAUGCUGCAAGCACGGCUCGCGAAGCUGGAGUCGAAGCGUUUCGGAUGGACGAGACGGGAUGUCGCGGCGCGUCACUGGGCGCAAAGCGAGACAAUUUCCCGAUAUUGGACGAGAGCGAAU